Molecule: messenger RNA, 7796 nt
Organism: Hemicordylus capensis (graceful crag lizard)
Lineage: Eukaryota; Metazoa; Chordata; Lepidosauria; Squamata; Cordylidae
Gene: PRRC2A
Product: proline rich coiled-coil 2A
Exons: 32
Coding region: 262-7107 (2281 amino acids)
Biological process (GO): cell differentiation
Source: RefSeq, a predicted model, not a curated record
GCCUCACUGUCGCCGCCGGGGCCUGGGACCCGGAUGGCCGUUUAGUCGGUGCUUAGACGCCGAGGCUGCCACAUCGGGCCUUGGACAAAUUACAAAGCAGGGGGAGGGGGGGAUAGUGUAAUCCACCUCCAUCCUCCGCCCAGGAUUCCCUUCCGCCCCCGGGAAGCUCGUAUCCGGAUAGAGCGGACCGAGCCCGAUCCGACGAGGCACGUUUCGCGGGGAGCCAGGAGGAACCAUCAUACUCAAUGACCUUACAGCGCAAUGUCAGAUCGUUUGGGGCAAACAGCAAAGGGGAAGGAUGGAAAAAAGUAUUCAUCGCUCAACCUGUUUGAUACAUACAAGGGCAAGUCCUUAGAGAUCCAGAAACCCACAGUCACUCCCCGACAUGGCUUGCAGAGUCUCGGUAAGGUUGCCAUUGCUCGGCGCAUGCCACCCCCUGCAAACCUGCCAAGCUUAAAAGCGGAGAACAAAGGCAAUGACCCCAACGUCUCACUAGUGCCGAAAGACGGGACAGGAUGGGCAAGCAAGCAGGAACAGCCAGACCCAAAGAGUACCGAUGCCUCAACAGCUCAGCCGCCGGAAUCGCAGUCGCCGCCGGCUUCACAGACGUCUGCCUCAAACCAACCGAAACGACCCCCAACAGUCCCCGAGAAUCCCCCUACAGUAGCAAGCGGGGUAAAGUCCUGGGCGCAGGCCAGCGUUACCCAUGGAGCGCAAGGAGAUGGUGGAAAGGGAUCAAGCCUACUGUCGCGAUUCUCUCGCGAGGAAUUUCCGACCCUGCAGGCGGCUGGCGACCAGGACAAAGCUGGCAAAGAAAAGGACACUACCGAUGCGUCGUAUGGGCCCGGACCAAACCUCCGCCCCCAGAACGCAACCAGUUGGCGGGAUGGAGGCGGGCGGGGCACGGACGGGGAGCUGGUGCCUGAGGAUGGACGGGCUGGGGUCAGCAUGCAACCCAAUGUCCCGCCUCAGUUCCCUCCCUACCGGGGGAUGAUGCCGCCAUUUAUGUAUCCCCCGUACCUCCCAUUCCCGCCUCCAUAUGGACCGCAGGGACCUUAUCGCUACCCCACAGCGGAGGCGCAAAGGUUCCAGCGGCUCCCAGGACCCCGCCCCUCACAACCUCCGCUGCGCAUGUCGGAGCCUGUGAGCCGGCCACCCGUCCUCAAGCAGGAUGACCUAAAAGAAUUUGAUGAGUUGGACCAGGAGAAUGAUGAAGGCUGGGCAGGAGCCCAUGAAGAAGUGGACUAUACUGAGAAGCUGAAAUUCAGUGAUGAAGAAGACGGGAAAGAGACUGAUGAAGAAGCCAUUGAGAAUCGCAAUGACGAGGCCUCUGGCCCUGAAAGCCAGUCAUCAGGUACGGACACAAAGAAGGCUGGAACCCCAAAAGAGGAUCAACCUCUUGUGAAGACAGCGUGGCCUGAAAACUCUCGUCCCCCAGAGGGCACCAAAGAGCCACCGCCACCUUCCCCUGCAAUCCGGCCGCCGCCGCCGCCGCCCAACCGGGGCAACUGGGGACAACCCAACGACUUCCCAGACCGCCCGCUGCGACCCCCGCCCCCCGAAGAUGAAGAUGAGGCUUGGCGUCAGCGCCGGAAGCAGUCGUCAUCGGAGAUCUCCGCUGCAGUGGAGCGUGCCCGGCGUCGGCGGGAGGAGGAGGAGCGGCGCAUGCAGGAAGAGCGGCGAGCUGCCUGUGCCGAAAAACUCAAGCGACUAGAUGAGAAGUUUGGCGCCCCUGACAAGCGCCUGAAGCCAGAGCCUUCCAAAGAGCCUCCCGCCCCUCCUCCUCCUCCACCAGCUCCCACCCCAGUGCCCUCCAACCCUCCAGCUGCCCUGGUCCUCCCAGAGGAGAAGCGGGAGAAAGAGGAGCCAGUUCUGGCUAACAAUCCUCGUAGUACUGUCGGUGGUAGCGGCAGCAGCGGGAGUAGCUUGGACUCUGCUAGCACUGCUGAGCCACCUCUAGCUCCUCCCUCCAAGGAAGUGCCAGAAGUGAGGGAAGAGCCACCAGCUUUAUCGGGGCCUGCUCUCCCAGCAGCUCCCAUUCCAGCCAAGGCAGAGCCCAAGGGGGAGACAGUUCUUCAGGCACGACAACCGCCUCCAGCUCAGACACUUGGCUAUUCAAAGUACCAGAAGUCCUUGCCUCCUCGAUUCCAGAGGCAGCAGCAGGAGCAGUUAUUAAAGCAGCAGCAGCAAUGGCAGCAGCAGCACAACCAGGUUCAGCCACCGUUGGCCUCCUCUGCCCAGCAGCAAGCUGCAGGUGCUCCUCUGGCCACUAUGGGCCCCUCGGGCAAUGUCCACCCUCAGCCUGGGUCACCAGGGCAGCAGCAAGCCCCACCCCCGCCUCCAGCGCAGCAGGCUCCACCCAAAGGCAUGUACCCAGGCUCCAUUGGACGACCUCCCCCAAUGCCACAGAUGAACUUUGACCCUCGCUGGAUGAUGAUCCCACCCUACAUGGACCCACGCAUGAUGCAGGGGCGGCCCCCCAUGGAUUUCUACCCACCUGGAGUACAUCCCUCUGGUCUCCUGCCCCGUGAGCGAUCAGACAGUGGAGGAUCCAGUUCAGAGCAGUUUGACCGCCACCCUCCUAUCCUUCGAGAGCGCGGCACCCCACCAGUUGAUCCCAAGCUGGCCUGGGCUGGAGACGUCUUCACUAACACCUCAUCUAACGCGGAUUCACGGCCUCAAGCAGCAUCCCAUCGGCAGCAGGAUGAAGAGGAGAAAGGGCUAAGGAGUGAGACACCUCCAGUUCGUCUGCGUGAGGCAGUCACCCCUCAGCCCUAUAUGGGGAAUUACCAGGGUUUCUCGGAGAAUGGCAAUCCGGCCCCCCUGCACCGCUUUCCAGUGGAUGAGCCACCACGGCCAGGGGCUCCCUGGCAAGCUAAUGUGGCUCUGACAGCACCAACAGAGGUGAGCAGAAAUGGGCGCCCUGACCCCCAAAUCCAGCCACCCCGCAAAAGUGAGGAGGAGCCACAGUUGCUGCACCGUGAUCCCCCAGAGGAGGUCAAAUCAGUUGAGCCUCCAAUCAGUCGGCCAAUAGUACCUAAAAAGUCUCACUUGGAGCAACCUAAAGAGGAUGCUCCAGUCAAAGAGGAGGUACUGCGACGGGUGGAGAAACCACCACGGCAGCAGCAUGACUUCCACAAGCAGCCGCGGCGGGAGUCCAAGACAGAGACGCGCUGGGGUCCCCGUCCUGGCAGCAGCCGUAGGACUGAGGAGCUUGCUGGGGACAAGGCCCCACGGCGAGCUGGGCCCAUCAAGAAACCGCCACCCCCUAAGGAAACAAAAGAUGAAAGUGAGGAGAUGCGUACUGGCGGGAAGACCAAGGAGGGUGGAGAGCCAGGGAGCAGUAAGCCUGAACCCCCUAAAGACUCCCCCAAACCAGGCAAAGAGAACAAGGCUAAGCCAGUGAUCAAUGGUGGAACAGUGAUGCCUCCCAAAGAGCAGCAACAGGGGACACUGUCACCAAGCCGCCGCCGUCGGGAAGGCCCGUACGAACGUGGUGGUUACGCUGGCCGUGGUCGGGCCAGGGGGCGAGGGGAGUACUUUGCCCGAGGACGAGGCUUCCGGGGUGCCUAUAGUGGGCGUGGGCGAGGUGGUCGUGGAAGAAGUCGGGAGUUCCGCAGCUAUCGUGAACCUUUCUACCGGCUGGAUGAUGGCGCUGGAAAAACUGCUGGGCCAGGCUCUACCUUCCGGCCCCGCAACACCAGUGAGACUCGUAGCGAGGGUUCAGAGUAUGAAGAGAUCCCCAAACGACGGCGCCAGCGGGGCUCUGAAACAGGAAGCGAGACACACGAGAGUGCCAGCGAUGUGGCUCAUUCAGACAAGGAGGUGACCAAAGAGCCAGCACCCAACCAGCGCAACCGAGGUGCUCCAGUGACUUCUGCAUCUGCACCUUCUUCCCAGCCCCCUGGCUUGCCUCGAUUUGCUGACAGGAUGCCCCCACGUCUCUCAGAUCCUGGCACCCGCGGUGGGCGCGUCUUCACGCCCCGUGGUGUCCCCUCACGCAGGGGCAGAGGAGGUGGCCGUGCACCCCCUGGAGGCUGGAGCCCACCAUCCAAGCCUCAGCCCAACAAGAAGCCCGAGAAGCAGCAAGAGGCAGUUCUGGAGUCUUCAGGCAAGGAGAAGGCACUUCCAGGACCCCCAACAGUAGUUCCAGAAGAAUCCGGUGGCUUCCAGGUACCCCCAAAACAGCAGCCUAUUGGCCCUGCCCCAGACCGUGGUUUUGACAGGCCACCCCGCCGCCGGCGCCACGGCCGUUCACAGCAGCAGGACAAGCCACCCCGAUUCCGAAGACUUAAACAAGAGCGAGAGAAUGCGGCCCGGCUCAAUGGCGAGCAGAGGGCCAGCCUGCCCUUCUCCCCAGCGCCUUCUGCCCCACUCCCUGAGGAAUCAACUGCCCGGCGUGUGGCUGGCACAAAAUCUCCUGACUUGUCCAACCAGAACUCAGACCAGGCUAAUGAGGAGUGGGAGACUGCUUCCGAAAGCAGUGACUUCACGGAGCGCCGGGGUGGUGGUGAGAAGGAGCCAGCGCCUGGAGGGCCUCCACCCAGUGCCUUCCUGAAGGGUGGGUGUUCUGGGGCACCUUCCAUGGGUGGGCGGCCCUCCAACAAUGAGCUCAGCUUAGCCCAGCGGAAGGAGAUGUCCAAGCGCAGCUUCUCCAGUCAGCGGCCUGGCAUGGACCGGCAGAACCGGCGAUCCAACCCUGGCCCAGGCGGAGGAGGCAAAGCUGGCCGUGGCGGGCCUGGCGGUGGGCGCAGCGGAGGUGACAAGAGGAGCUGGCCCUCUCCCAAAAACCGCAGCCGGAACACAGAUGACCACUCUCCAGGCCUGAGCCUGCCUCCUGGUCCCACCACCAGCACAGUGUAUCGUCUAGACCGUGUCAUCCACAGUGAUCCAGCUGGCAUCCAGCAGGCCCUGGCUGAACUGGGCAGCCGUCACACGAAGCCAGCUUCCCCUGGCCCGGCCCAGCCCCCGUUUCCAGGACCUGGAGGCAGCAGCUCCUCUGCCCUUCCCCUGAGACGCUUUGAGAGUAGGAGCAGCAGCAGCACAGACUCUUGCUUCCUGGACAAGACCCAGCUACUUCACUCCAAAGGUGGCCCCCUGAAGGAGUCCAGCUCAGUGAGUGGCUUUGUUGUCAAGCGCCGGGAACGGCCCCGUAAGCAAGAUCUGCUGCAGCAGGAGCCCCUUCCUUUCCCCAGUAGCCCAGGCUUCUCAGCCCCCAAAGAGGAGGUCACAGGGGAGCCUCGCAGCAGAAGCGUCCCCGUGUCUGAAGGGCUAGCCCCACAGAUCUGGAAUCAGCUGAAUUCCAACGCCUCCCGGAAGAGCUAUCGUCCUGCCUCAGUGGAGCCAUGGAUUGACCCGCUGAAUGCCUUUGAAGAGGUUGCCAGUACAGAGAUGAGCCUAUCAGACAGUGGCGUGGACCUCAGCAGUGACUCACAGGUCUCCUCGGCCACCUGCAGCCAGCGCAGCUCUCCUGAUGGGGGUCUGAAGGCCACACCAGACACUGGGGCCAAGCGCAGUGGAGCCAUUGGCAAAAACAAUGAUGCAGCAGCUGCUGGACCAGAGGGAGCAGAGCCGAAGGAACAGAGGAGGCGGCCGCCGCCAGCCAGAGACUCCAGUUUGCGCAAGGAUAAGGUGAGCAGCUCCCCUGAGCCACCACCCCGAGACCACCCUCCCCCGGGAGCGAUUGGCACAGAACGUUCCCAGCGAGCGGAGAAGGCGAAGGAUGGUGCCGAGGGGCUGGGCGUGGUGAAGCCUGAGCCCGGCCCUCGGCUAGAGUCCCCAGGGGGCGGCCCCCCCAUCCAGUUUGGAGCCAGUGAGAAGGAGGCAGACCUUCGCUUCAUCGUGACUGAAGGGCCGAAAGCAGACAAAGAAGAGCUGCACCAGGCGCUGGCUGAGGGGCUGACGACUGUCCCCAGGGAGUGGGAGCUCCUCCCCCCAGCACCCCCCAGCCACCGGGCUUCCCCCGAGGUGCCUCCUGGCCGCUCCUGUGAACCCAAGCCUUUCCCGAUAGCCCCUGCUGCUGCUGCCGCUGCCUCCUGCCUCCACAGCCUCCCAGCAGACACAUCGGUGUUCUCAGGUGAGAGAGGCCAGCGACUGUACCCGGAGCUGUUUUAUGGGAACCAGGUCCCCAACGCCCAGCUCGACUCCCAGCUUCAUAAUGCCAGUGGUGGCAGCAGCUACCGUCCAAACACCCCCUCUCUGCACACUUACAGGUCCCAGCAUCUCUAUCUGCAGCCCAGCCCCGCCCCCACCUCUCCAGCCCAGACCGCAGCCGGUGCUGUGCUGCCCAACUCGGCCUUGCUCUCCGGGAUGGCCCUGAAGGGGCAGUACGUGGAGAUAUCGGCCCUGCAGGCAGCCGAGCUUCCCAAGCUCCCAGCCACGGGCUUGCUGUACCAAGCGCCCCCUCCUUCCUUCAUCUACAGCUCGGCCUUCUGUGGCAACCAGCUGGCUCCUGAGCAAGCCCUGCUUCAGGUGCGCCAAGAGCUUCCAUCCCCCUCGGAGUUCUACUCAGCCACCCUGGGGCAAGGGAGCCAGAGCAACUUCCUGACGGCUGCAGGCCCUGCCCAGCAAGUGCUGUUGCCAGUCGUGGAGCCACCUCAGCUGCCGCCUGUGGUGAAUUUUGGCUCCUUGCAGCAGGCACCACCUGCGGCCCCUGCCCCCCCGCCUCCCCCGAUGCCCCUGGUGCCUGUGGCCACCCAGGCCCUGCGGCCACCAGGACAACUGACUGGGCGCCUCGUGUCUCCAGCUGUGCGGGCCUUUCCUCAUGGUGGAAUGGGCCGAAGCGAGCUCCACACUCUGGAAAUGAAGCCGCUGCAGGAUUACAGGAAGCUCAAUGGCCUGGGGUCUGCGGGUGCCCGACCCCCUUCUGGAGGCCGGCCUUUCUCUGGAGGUUUCAAUGCCAGGCUGAAGUCCCCAGGCUCUGGCUAUGGCGGCAUCUUCCGUGCCCAGCGCUUUGAGCUCUACCAGCAGUCCGAUGUCCUUCGCUGGAACUCCCGCUCGUGGGAACGAGCAGCUCAGCCCCGUGAUGGAGCUCCAGCCCACCGCCUUGAGCCGACGGCCCGCCAACACACUGACAAGCAAGACCCCAGUCUGUCCAACCACCACUAGCCCAGGAUGCUGACCCCUCUCCUUUUGCUUCUGUUUGAACCAGGACGGCCCUCCUGCAGGUGUUGGACUACAGCUCCCAUCAUUCCUCACUAUUGGACUCUGUGGCUGGGGAUGGUGGGAGUUGUAACCCAGAACCGCUGAAGGGCCAAAGUUGUGCAGCCCAGGGUUAAACCUCUCUCCCCAGAAGUGUGGGAGGGCUGUUUCCAGGGGCUUGUUUCUCCCCCUUGGUGUAUCCUGAAAAUGGGGGUGUCUCCUUAACUCCUUUUCUGUGUUUUUUGGGGGGUGACACUGGAAUUUGCCCCCUCAGUUAGGGGUGUUAGACACUUAGUGGGUGCUCAGUGUAAUGUGGGGGGCAAGGAUCAGGAUUUUGGGAGGCUCCUAGCUGAAUGUAUUUUUGCUUAUUUCCUUUGGUUUCACCCGAGUUUAUUUUUCUGGCAGGGGCUGUGUUGCCCUUUGAUCUGAGGUGUGGAGUGUAAAUAUAUAUAAAUAUGAACAUGUGGGGUCUUGCCUCUUCUAUUUGUGGGGGUGGGGAGGAGAGGAGACUACCUCCUCUCCUGCCUAUUUGCUCCCCUAAGUUUGAAAUAGGAAGCGUUGAGUUUUUAAAAGGUGGUCGAGCUGGUUUGUUUAAUAAAUAAAACCCAAAAAAAAAAAUUGUUUAAAAAAACCAAUAAAAUAAAAAGUCAAACUGC